Grosmannia clavigera kw1407 is the source of this 3381-nucleotide messenger RNA. RefSeq names its product transcription factor tfiid complex. The record is from RefSeq and is a predicted model, not a curated record. Gene Ontology annotation, biological process: RNA polymerase II preinitiation complex assembly; transcription by RNA polymerase II. Gene Ontology annotation, molecular function: TBP-class protein binding; RNA polymerase II general transcription initiation factor binding; RNA polymerase II general transcription initiation factor activity. The transcript has 4 exons. Gene Ontology annotation, cellular component: transcription factor TFIID complex. The coding region runs from base 1 to 3381 and encodes 1126 amino acids. Lineage: Eukaryota; Fungi; Ascomycota; Sordariomycetes; Ophiostomatales; Ophiostomataceae.
AUGUCGGCACCAGAGAGUGGCCAGCGCGAGUUUUCCUCGUUGAACGAGGAUGACUGGAAGCGCAGGGCAAAUGAAGAUGAGGAGGCCAUCAUGCAGAUUCUGAGCGGCAGUCAACAGGGUGCUGAGGGUGGUAGCCUCCCAGCCGAUCUUUUGAACAUCAAAUUCAGCCAGGAGGGCAAAGCACACGAUGCCGAAGACUUCGAAGACAUCAGCGACGACGAUCUACCCGAAGAGGAGAAAGCGACACAUAACACCUCUGGAGACUUGCCUGGCUUGACCGAUGAUACGGGUGCGAGUAAUGAAACAGAUGAUUUGUUCGGCGACCAACUUUCGCCCACCCACGAUGGUGGCUUCCGGCUAUCUCCAGUACCGGGUAAAGAACUGAGCGACCUCGAAGCCGCAUAUGAUGCUGCCGUCGACAAAGCUUUUCGCGGCGAUGGCAAUAACGACAGCACCACAACCACUGGCUUGGAACCGGUCGCUGCCGACGAUCCUUUUACUGUGACUGAUAGGGACCGUGCUCUCAACUUCCCCGAAGACUACGGACACGAUACGAACCAAGAUCCGAAUAUCCCACCCGCUGCCGAAAAUCUCAUCGACCUGGUGAGACUAGCCUUUCCCUCGUUCGAAAAGGGCAAGAUCCUCAAUUUCAACGAACAACUUGCGCCGAAACCACUAUUUCUAUCCGAGAAGAAACCAACGAAGCCGCCGAAGCCCCUCAUUCCUGCUAAGCUCAGUAUUGAGUUUGAGGCGGACCAAGAAAAGUUGUUUCGCAUCCCAGGGACAGCCCAAGCAAGUGUGCAACAUCGGAUCCAAGACGCCGCCGCGAAAGGUUUCGUGUCAUUGCUCCAACCUGAGCCCAAAGAUGCCGAUAACGGCAACAUCUUCUUUGACUCCUUCGGUGAAGGCGAUGAAGACUCACCCGUCGGUGGUUUCCAGCUGAAAGAUUUCUCCAUCAUCUGCGCCGACUGGGACGACGUCGCGGGGCCUCUGACACCCCCGGCAGAAGAUGAUGAGGCUGCGGCCGGUUCUGUGCCAGGAAAGCGAAAGCUUGGGAAGGUGGCUGAACAGAAGGAACAGGACGAGUGGGAACGCGAAAUCCUAGGAUCCAUGCCGAUGGUGAAAAAGCGCAAGAUUAUCGUCGAGCGUGGCCUGCCUGCUAUUGCUCGCUAUGUAGCGCCGUCUUUUGAUGCGUUUGAAGAAGCCACAGCGCGAGCUGCCAAGCGCGUGUAUUUGGAUAUGUCUGACCACAGGCUGCUUCUGGAUGACGCCGACGCUGGACGCGCUGCCAAGCGGGUGAAGACGACGACCCCGGGCGAAAAGCGGCUGCCGAACGGCCGCCUGGGACGCAGUCUGGCGGCCCGGUUUAACUAUUCGAACGACCAAGCUUACGAGCAGCUGAAAGAGAACCACCAACACCGUGUACGGGCGCAGCUUAGCAACAUCCAGGUUGAGCACAGCAUUCCAGCUCUCAAGCUGUUAUGGCCUUACUACGCCAUCACACGUUAUGGUCCGGAGCCGCACGAUUAUCAUCGCCCACAGCUCAAGGUCACUAAGGGUAUCGGCUUUUCCGUUCGGGUUUCCAAGCUGCACAAGGUGGCAAAACGGGAGUGGAAGUUUAAGAAGAUCCAGGAGAUAUUUGCACAGUCCAAGGACCUGACUCUUGGCGACAACUCGACCGCUGUUCUUUUCGAAUAUUGCGAGGAGAUCCCAACGGUCAUGUCCAAUUUUGGCAUGGGAAACAAAAUCAUCAACUACUACCGGCGCAAGUCCAAGGUUGACGAAGAACGCCCACCAAAACCGGACUUGGGCGAACUGUCAUUCCUUUUGCCAGAAGAUAAAUCGCCGUUUUCCAAUUUCGGCUCUGUCGACCCCGGCGAGACGGUUCCUACCUUACACAACCCCAUGUUUCACGCGCCCAUUUUCAAGCACAAAGCGCGGUCGACGGAUUUCUUGUUUGGCCGAACACACACAAGCCAAGACGGAACGUCUUACUACCUGCGUAAGAUCGAUCAUCUCUUCGUGGUCGGGCAGACAUUCCCCCUUGCCGAGGUUCCAGGCCCACACUCGAGAAAGGUCACUGCCCUCAGCAAGAAUCGGCUGAAGAUGGUGGCCUACCGAAUGAUCUCUAAGAACGGAUCAGUCUCGUUGUCGGAUAUCACAUCGCAUGUCAAGGAUUCGAAUGACGCUCAGAACCGGCAGAAGCUCAAAGAGUUUCUUCACUACGACAAAGAAUCGAAGACAUGGGGUCUGAAGCCGAACGACACGCUGAUGGAUCUGGCGACAAUUAACAGUAUGAUCAAGCCAGACGAUGUUUGUCUACACGAUGCAAUGCAAGUAGGCCAGAACGAGCUGGCACAAAACGGGUACCAGCUCGACGACAACGCUGCGCUCGAUGACAUCGACGAUGAGAAUGACAAGGAAAACAUGGCUAUGAGCAUGGUACCAUGGAAGACCACAAAGUCAUUUAUCGACGCCUGCGCAGGAAAGGCUAUGCUUCAGCUACAUGGCGCGGGUGAUCCAACAGGAAAGGGCCUCGGCUUCAGUUUCAUCCGGACAUCCAUGAAGGGAGGGUUUAUGGGGGCCAUACAGGGUCCUGCGGCUACAUCUGCUGACGCUAUGGAGCGCGAGCGAAAGGCCAACAAUGGACACAUGUACAACGUAAAGAAGCAGGACGCUCUUUACAAUGAGGCCAUCCGCAAGAUCUGGACAUCUCAGCAGACCACGCUGGAAGACGAGACACCACAUGACGAUGAGGAUGUCCAGCCACAGGACGACGAAGACGACCGGUUCAUUCCGGCCAAGGAGCCUGUUGCUACGCCGGCACCUCAUCACCACGAUGAUGGGGUGAGCCAGAUGAGUCGGCCCAGCAUGUCAAACGCCCCUGAAAAGAGAAAGCUGCGCAUCACGCGAAUGUACCGGGAUGAAAAGACGGGCCAAACGUACUCCAAGACGGAGAUUGUUCAUGACCCGGGCGUCAUCUCUCAAUACAUGAGACAGCGGGCUUCAAUUGACAUGGAAAAGAUUGAUCCCUACUCGGUAAAACCUACCGGUAACGUUGAUUACGACCGUGUCCUGAUGCAACGACUCGAGACCGAGGAAGCUCGUCUACACCGGAACAAGGAGCGCCGGCAUGCUCGGGAAAAGCAAAAGGCUCUACAACAACAGAUCCACGAUGGGGACCCCGACUCGCCAGCCCCGUCGGUUGAGCGUGGAGGCACUACGACCCGAAAGUGUGCUAAUUGCGGACUGCAGGGCCAUAUCAAGACAAACAAAAAGCUUUGUCCAAUGCUCAACGGGACAUGGAAGGCCGAAAAAGGCGCAGAAGAGGGAGCGUUUGGCGUUUAUAACGCACCAGACGGGAUGAGUGGUCCUGCUUAA